CUUCAAUACUACAAUCCCCACAAAUCCUUGUUGCCUUUCCUUGCGUCGAGCGCUAUGGCGUUGUCUUGAAUCGUACAUUAAUCGCAAGCGUUUUGUUUACAAGGGAUUGCGAUGGCAGCUGAUUCCUCAGAGAAGAAAGAUGUUGAUUCCUUAGGGACCAAAGACAGAGAGAGGAAACGCAGCCGCUCGCGGGAAAGAGAUCGGAAACCAUCACCUUUACGCAAACGCCGUCGAUCUCGAGAACGCAAUCGCUCAAAAUCUAUUGAAAGAGACCGCCGCCUAAAAGACAGGGAAAAGGAACGCGACAGAGACAAGGACCGAGACAGAAGCCGGAAGGACCGAGACAGCCAUCGGCGUGAUAAGGAUCGGAGUCGGCGCUCCAGAAGUCUCUCACCCAGGUCAAAGGAUGCCAAGCUAAAGGGCGACAAAGACAUCAAACCUGACGAAGAAGAAGAUGACAAAAAGAAAAAAGAGAAGGUGCAGCCGUUAUCUUUGGAGGAGCUUCUCGCCAAGAAGAAGGCAGAGGAAGAAGCAGAGGCAAAGCCAAAGUUCCUGUCAAAAGCAGAAAGAGAGGCGGAGGCUCUGAAGCGGCGGGAGCAAGAGACAGAGGAGAGGAGGAAGUUGAUGGAGGAUGAGAGGAAGAGGAGAAGGGUUUUUCAAGACAUCGGACGAAAAAUGCUCGAGGAUCCGCAGGAAAGGGAGCGACGGGAACGACGAGAGCGGAUGGAGCGGGAGAGCAAUGGGAACGAGGAGGACGAUGGGCGGCAAAAGAUAAGAGAGGAAAAAGACAAAGGCAAAGAACUGCAGGCUAUCAAGGAACGUUACUUGGGCGGGAUGAAGAAACGUCGACGGACACGUCACCUGAAUGACAGGAAAUUUGUUUUUGAGUGGGAUGCUUCUGAAGACACGUCGGUCGACUACAACCCCAUAUACAAAGAAAAACAUUCGGUGCAGCUGUACGGACGCGGCUUCAUCGCCGGCAUAGACCUCAAACAGCAGAAAAGGGAACAGUCACGUUUCUAUGGUGACCUGAUGGAGAAAAGGCGUACCAUGGAGGAGAAGGAGCAGGAAGAGACGAGACUGAAAAAGAUGCGGAAGAAAGAAGCCAAGCAGCGCUGGGACGACAGGCACUGGUCGCAGAAGAAGCUGGACGAGAUGACUGACAGAGAUUGGAGAAUCUUCCGCGAGGACUACAGCAUCACCACGAAGGGCGGGAAAAUUCCAAACCCUAUCAGGAACUGGAAGGAGUACCAGCUCCCGGCACACAUCCUCGAGGUCAUCGACAAAUGCGGCUACAAGGAUCCAACCCCUAUUCAGAGGCAAGCCAUUCCUAUUGGCUUACAGAAUCGUGACAUCAUCGGUGUGGCCGAGACUGGCAGCGGUAAAACGGCCGCUUUCCUCAUCCCGCUGCUCGUCUGGAUCACAACCCUUCCGAAAAUCGACAGGAUCGAGGACUCGGACCAAGGUCCUUACGCUGUGAUCCUGGCCCCGACUCGUGAGCUGGCGCAGCAGAUCGAGGAGGAAACGAUCAAAUUUGGUAAACCUCUGGGCAUCCGCACUGUGGCUGUUAUUGGAGGAAUCUCCAGGGAGGACCAGGGCUUCCGUCUCAGGAUGGGCUGUGAGAUCGUUAUUGCCACGCCCGGUCGUCUGAUCGACGUACUGGAGAAUCGCUACCUGGUCCUGGGCCGCUGCACUUACGUGGUCCUGGACGAAGCCGAUCGUAUGAUUGACAUGGGCUUCGAACCUGACGUCCAAAAGAUUCUGGAGUAUAUCCCAGUGACUAAUCAGAAACCGGACACGGAAGAAGCAGAGGACCCCGAGAAAAUGACCAUGAACUUUGAGUCUGGGAAACAUAAAUACAGACAGACUGUCAUGUUCACGGCAACCAUGCCUCCCGCCGUGGAGCGACUGGCAAGGAGCUACCUGAGACGCGCCGCCGUGGUUUACAUCGGGUCGGCGGGCAAACCUCACGAGAGAGUCGAACAGAAAGUGGUGCUCAUGUCCGAGGGAGAGAAAAGGAAGAAAAUGUUGGAGGUGCUGGCGCAUGGUUUCGAGCCCCCCAUCAUUAUCUUUGUCAACCAGAAGAAGGGCUGUGACGUGCUGGCCAAGUCCUUGGAGAAGAUGGGCUACAACGCUUGCACAUUGCACGGCGGCAAAGGUCAGGAGCAGAGAGAGUUUGCUCUCUCCAACCUUAAGGCAGGGGCCAAAGACAUUCUGGUGGCCACGGACGUGGCUGGCCGAGGUAUCGACAUCCACGACGUGUCCAUGGUCAUCAACUACGACAUGGCCAAGAACAUUGAGGAUUACAUCCAUCGUAUUGGCCGUACGGGUCGUGCUGGUAAGAGCGGCGUGGCCUUGACCUUCCUCACCAAGGAGGACGCUGCUGUCUUCUACGACUUGAAGCAGGCCAUCCUAGAGAGCCCCGUGUCCACUUGCCCGCCAGAGUUGGCUAACCACCCGGAUGCACAGCACAAACCUGGAACCAUCUUGACCAAGAAGAGGCGAGAGGAGACAAUCUUUGCCUGAACAUCUACAAAGGACUUAACUUGAGGUCUUUUUUAUGUUUUAAACUUGUUUAAAAUUUGGUAACAUGUCUUGGGUGCACGUCAUCAAAAAUGUCAUAUUCCUCUUGAUGAUCUGUGAUGGAAGUGGUUAGAAAGAUGGAUAUGGCAGUACUGCAAAUAAGUCAGGAUACAUACAGACCAAUUGUUAGUUUUUCCCUCUCUAAUUACUCUAUUUUUUUUGCUCUUAGUUUUAAUUGCAAGCAUUUGUAUGAAUACGAGUUGUCAGUCUUGUGAAUAAAUCAUCAGCAAAUGCCUGCAUCAGA
This is a messenger RNA of Syngnathus acus (greater pipefish), 2827 nucleotides long. RefSeq names its product DEAD (Asp-Glu-Ala-Asp) box polypeptide 23 (gene ddx23). Gene Ontology annotation, cellular component: catalytic step 2 spliceosome. Gene Ontology annotation, molecular function: ATP binding; RNA helicase activity; RNA binding. The record is from RefSeq and is a predicted model, not a curated record. Bases 112 to 2526 code for a protein of 804 amino acids. NCBI's taxonomy places the organism in Eukaryota, Metazoa, Chordata, Actinopteri, Syngnathiformes, Syngnathidae. The transcript has 17 exons. Gene Ontology annotation, biological process: mRNA splicing, via spliceosome.